Cercocebus atys (sooty mangabey) is the source of this 2958-nucleotide messenger RNA. It is a transcript of the gene SAP30, whose product is annotated as Sin3A-associated protein, 30kDa. The transcript has 2 exons. Gene Ontology annotation, cellular component: histone deacetylase complex. The record is from RefSeq and is a predicted model, not a curated record. Gene Ontology annotation, biological process: regulation of DNA-templated transcription. Bases 1584 to 2150 code for a protein of 188 amino acids. Gene Ontology annotation, molecular function: transcription coregulator activity; protein binding. NCBI's taxonomy places the organism in Eukaryota, Metazoa, Chordata, Mammalia, Primates, Cercopithecidae.
GAGCACUCCAUCCUGGGCGACAGAGCGAAACUCUGUCUCAAAAGAAAAAACAAUUAUUUAUCACUAAAUUUACUCACUAAAAGAACUUGCAAAACAAAACCCUACUGCCUAAAAUAUAUUUUAAAACGUAUUUGUGUUUAAGCAGCGUAUAUCUUCUGAUAAAUAAUGACGCGUGGUAACUAGUAAAGGCGCAGCUUUCGUGUUAGCCACGCCCAUCCCUCGCCCCGCCCUCCACAAGCACCUCCCCCCGCAUGCACGCACGGACAUACACGCGUACGCGGGCACACACACGUACACACGCGCGCGCCCGCGAACACAUACAUAUAAGCAAGAGCGCACAAACGCCGGCAGCAUGCAGGGGCGCACGCGCCUGCCAGGUCUCAGGAAAUGCGCUUUCUACUCCCCGCGCCGGUAGAGCUAAUGCAGGGAAGUUUCUGGGAACAGUCGAGCAGCGUUUGCAUUAGUGAGGUUCCAAGUCUCCUUUAAAAUGAUACGACUCCGCCCUUCUCCAAAACCGUUUGAGGAGAAAUGGAAAAGGUUGGGCGUGGAGGUGAAAAGGAGCCCUGUUGUCAGCUGGUCCGUACUCCACCUCAGGAGGCGGCCAACUCCGUGCGUCCAAGAAUAAAAACAUUUCCCUUGUAGGAACAUGCAAGGGUUUAGAAACGCCCCCCCCCCACCCCCCGCGAGGCGUUUGUGAGGGGGACCUGUCACAGUUGAGAAGUCAGGAUGGGCGUUUUCCUCCCAGGAGGUGCCCUAUUAAUUUGCUGCCUCGAUAGUUGGUCAAGCCGGGAUGUUAGCUGCGGAACCUCCAGGACCGAAGAGCGCCAAUUCUCCUGAGUUCGCCUUGGUUUGGGUUUCCCACAAAAGCGCGGUCACACCAAAAGCUGUGUUUCCACAAAUGCGAAACGGCCUCGAAACUUUUUUUUCCGCACACGCUCACUUCCCACACCACUCCCAUCCCUUUAUGUUUCGCCUCAGGAAUCGAGUAACUUCUCUGAAACCCAAUUCUACGAAAUCCCAGCAGCUAAACACAGCCCGACUUCCCUAGAGACAGAGAGAGAGAAAACACUGUAAACCUCAAUCACACGCUCCUGUUUUCCCGGUACUGAAAAAAAAAAAAAAAAAGUGGGUCCGUGGCCGCGCUAUGCAUGCUAGGAUUAGUAGUUCCUCCAUUCCGCAGGGCGAAGGGUCAGGGCGGAGCUCAGGUUGACUCCGUAGCAGACAACUACAAUUCCCAUGGGGCCGUGCGUUUGAAAGAAAGGGGCGGGACGGGAGGGGGCGCGUCGCGCUUGCGCAGUCCCCGGGGCCGGAGGGAGGCGGAGGCGUAGCGGUCCAACUGCUGAAGUCCCCAUGUGACAGUGAGCGGGGUCCCGGCUCCAGAAGACGCUAGAGUCUGCGUCCGGGCCCUCAGCACUGUCCACUGUUCCGGGGCCAGCAGAGACCAGCAGGCCCAGGACGGUUGGUGUUUGACCGUGCCGCUAACUUGGUGUACAGAGUGAAUUGCCGCUGCCGGAGCGGAGAGAGGCGGAGCGGCCAGGAGAGAGGGGAUUUCUGUCAGCGCCGGCGCUCGGGAGCUCGGAGACAUGAACGGCUUCACGCCUGACGAGAUGAGCCGCGGCGGAGAUGCGGCCGCUGCAGUGGCCGCCGUAGUCGCUGCCGCGGCCGCCGCCGCCUCCGCGGGGAACGGGACUGGCGCGGGCGCCGGGGCUGAGGUGCCGGGCGCGGGGACGGUCUCAGUGGCUGGGCCCCCGGGGGCGGCCGGGCCGGGCCCAGGGCAACUGUGCUGCCUGCGGGAGGAUGGUGAGCGGUGCGGCCGGGCGGCAGGCAACGCCAGCUUCAGCAAGAGGAUCCAGAAGAGCAUCUCCCAGAAGAAGGUGAAGAUCGAGCUGGAUAAGAGCGACACGAAACAAAGGGGACCGCCGGACCGAGGGCCCAGAGUAGUUUGCUUGCAGCCCGGCAGCUCUUCUGGAAUGGAGGCGCCUUUGUUUUGCUGCCCAAGCUGGUGUUUGGCCCCAGGCGGUGCUGACUCCCCUCGUCUAGGGGAAAGUGGAGGACCUUCGCGAUCCAGGAAGAUCCUGUUCCUUUCUGUGUUCCGUCUCCUCCGGAGCGGAGUGAGAGGGAAGCCGAGCUCACCCGCCGCCUGGCAGUGAGCCGGGGGUGUAAACGGCGUUUGCGCUGUCAGCUCCGAGGGCAGCUGCUCCGAUGGUGGGGAGCACGUAGCCUCUGCGGUUUUGCCAUCCCCUUGGCAGCCAUCAGGAUUUCUUUUUUCCUCCUUCUGCGCGUCUUUUCGUUUGACCAUCUAACAGCCGUUGCUACUUUUGGGAGAUCUGGCCAGCGGUAGAUGAAUAACAUGGUAUCAAGAACCUACCACAAGUGCUGCGUAUUUUUAUCUUGCGCUUGGCUUAGAAGUAAAUGUAAAAGCCUGUUAGCUCAGUCCGUAUUUGUUUCAAAUGUUAGUCUACAGUUCGCAGGAGUGUGUGUAAUUAAAGUUUUUGAAAAGCUUAUUUGUGAUACUUUUUUGCCCGUUUAAACAGUUUUCAGUGUUAUCCGUGAGAAACUUUUCAGGUGAACUUGCAUAAUUUCAGAUUGCUUUGGGAAAAUGUGUUAUAAAUAAAUACAUUGAUUUAAUUUAAUAUUCAGAAAAGUUUAUAACUGAAAUUUAAAUAUAGUUAUGAAGUCGAUAGCUCAUUUGUAAAAACGGAUGGUUUUGCAUCUGGAAUAUAAUUUGGGCAUCCAGUUGGAAAGACUGGAAAGCAUACAUUAUGUUACUAAAAUAUGCUCUUCUUUAAGUAGAGAAAGUACUGUCAAGUAGCAAAAGUGUGGGCAGCAUCAUCUUUCCCCUUAUCAGUUAAAAAUUCAACAUGAACUAAUUCAUGUCAUCCUCACUGCUAUUUAUUUAUUUAUUUAUUUAUGUGAGACAAAGUCUCACACUCUGUUGCCCAGGCUGGAGUGCAGUGG